This is a messenger RNA of Perognathus longimembris pacificus (Pacific pocket mouse), 2003 nucleotides long. RefSeq names its product N-myc and STAT interactor (gene Nmi). The record is from RefSeq and is a predicted model, not a curated record. Lineage: Eukaryota; Metazoa; Chordata; Mammalia; Rodentia; Heteromyidae. Gene Ontology annotation, cellular component: cytoplasm. Bases 287 to 1204 code for a protein of 305 amino acids. The transcript has 8 exons.
UUUUGUUGGUGGCAAAUCAUCAGACACCUGGCUUGCCAGCCCAGCUAGUGCACAGGCUUGAAAGAAAAAUCCACCGCUUGAGGGUUUCUUCUCUUUUGUUUUCUUCUUCCGGAAGGCACCCCGUUGUUAAGCACCCUAGGAUCUUUCUCCGAGACGUUUUCACACAGGCACCCGAGACCAGGACGUCCUGCCCUGCCCGUGCACCCUCGGUGCCGCGGCUUCCGGGAGGGCGAGGCUGUCCCUGGGCGCUGCGCUCGCGGGUGAGUGGGGCGUCCCCUCGGGGAAUAUGGAUGCUAAUGGACACAAAGAAGUUUGGGAAGAUUAUCAGCUGAAUAAAGAGUUUAUGAAAGAUGAACAAAAUAAGGGACUAAUUGAAGAAAUUCAAAGGGGAAAUAUGCAGCUACGUGAGGAGAUCCAAAAACUUGAAGAAGAAAUACAAGAGGCCACUAGAGACUUCCAAAUUAAAGAGGAUAUUCCUAAAGCACAGGUGAAAUUCACCUCAGUAGAGAAAUCCAAUAACAGCCAGUUUUUCAAUGCCUCCUGUUCAUUUCAAGUGAGUUCACAAAUUUCCUAUGUCCUACAGAGAGGACAGGCACUCAUCACCUUUGAGGAAGAAAAAGUUGCACAGAAUGUGAUUGAAAUGGGAAUACACUAUGUGAAGAUAGGGGAUGUAAAUUUGGAGGUCACAGCUCAGCAAGUUCCCCUGAGCACAGGAGUCAGAUUCCAGGUUCAGGUUGAUGUUUCUAAAAUGAAGAUCAAAGUCACAGAUAUUCCUGAUGAAUUGCCUGAGGACCAGAUGCGAGACAAGCUGGAGCUGAGCUUUUGCAAGUCCCGGCUUGGAGGAGGCGAGGUGGAGUGGGUGCACUAUGAUAAGCAGUCCCGCAGUGCUGUCAUCGGCUUUGUGGAAGCUGGAGUGGUUGACAGAAUUUUGAAAAAGAAAGACUAUCCUCUUAUUAUAAAUCAAAAGUGCCAUAGAGUUACGGUGGCUUCAUUCAUAGAAAAGCACUUGAAAAAGUAUCAGGUCUUUUCAGGAGUGUCUCGGAAGACGGUGCUUCUGACUGGACUGGAAGGCAUUCAGAUGGAUGAAGAGAUGGUGGAGGAUUUAGUUAGCAUCCACUUUCAGCGGGAGAAGAAUGGAGGUGGAGAAGUAGAUUUGGUGAAGUGCUCCUUAGCUCAGCCUUAUGUAGCAUAUUUAGAAGAAUAGACCAAAGGAAUGAUGAAAAUGAUUGCUUCUGACCCCAUAUCACUGCCAGGGGUGGAGAAUCUUUUUCUUCAAUGGUCAUUUGAUGUGUGUUGUUAGCUGCUAUUGAUGUUUAUGUUGCUAUGACAAAACCAUCUAAACUUAUUGAUUUUCAAAAACUGCCUAUAGUUGCUUUGAUGAGGCAAGAACAAAUGAUUCUGUGGGUCUUAGCCUGUAAGCUGGACAUUCCUUACCCCUGCAACAUUGGACAGAAAUGAAUACCUUUCUCUUUAAAAAAUGAAAACUUUAAUUUUUUGUGAUUGUGAUUUUAUUUUAUUUUACUCUUUUUGAAAGAUCUUGAUACAUAUCUCAGGCUGGCCUCACAUUUGUGACCCUUCAGAUUUCAAAGUGCUGAGAUUAUAGAGGAGUACCAACACAUCUGGCUUAAAACUUUCAUUUUUAUAGUGUCCAUUCAUUCCCAGACACAAGAAUAUAUUUCUAAGUUUUCCAAUUCCUCGUUUCUAACUCUGCUGCAGGCUUAUACACAUGUAAGUGUACAGUGUGGAAAAGGCUGUGGCGGGGUGAGAUCCCUGACUUUUGAGAUCAGCCUAAGUGAUCCAGAAGUUACCAGCUGGUAUUUGCUCAUUCUGUCACGGUCCCCUUGGAAAAUUCCAUUUUGGUUCCAUGCCCAUCAAUAUAUAGAUUUGAUAUAUAAGUUCUCCAAAAGGAUUCAGUUAUAUUUAACCAUGUAGGAUGUCUGUAAACAUUACCAGAGAUUCAAAGACUGACAGAGCUAUCCCCUGCCAUCUUGUAUAGGGUCUCA